Messenger RNA from Zymoseptoria tritici IPO323, 1122 nucleotides. RefSeq lists its product as uncharacterized. Bases 1 to 1122 code for a protein of 373 amino acids. The record is from RefSeq and is a predicted model, not a curated record. Lineage: Eukaryota; Fungi; Ascomycota; Dothideomycetes; Mycosphaerellales; Mycosphaerellaceae. The transcript has 2 exons.
AUGAACAUCAACAACUUCGCUCUCCGACUUCAGCACUUGCACCAUUCCCUCAUUACAGGUCAGGCUCCUUGCGCUUCACAUUGCAAUCGUCCUCACCGCAUGAGAAUACCGCGCGACUGGACAGCCUGCAUCACGAUCAACAACCACACCGACCUAAUCGUCAACUCCGCAUCCUUCAACAUGAUUCCAGUCACUGCAACUGGGACUCCCGAUGGCGGCUUCAUCUUUACAGUCAACAGCGUUACUCCUGCCGCGCAGGACGUCGCACCCUUCACCAGCACAUUGCCAUGCCACAUCCUGAGGCUGCCUUUCGAGAUCAACGCGCUCGUCUGCACCUAUCUCACACCAGACGUCCGUGUCAAAGUGCAGAAGAAGUCUCACGCCUAUCACGGAGAAGCGUACUCGAUCGACGUGAUCAACAAGGACCAGUGGAGCGACUUCUUCAACUACUCGAUCACCUGCACAGGGAUCCACGACAAGAACGCGGGCGCGAUCAACUCAGCGCACAAGGCUCACGAGCUCGCUCUCAUCAUGGACAUGGAGGAUCACACCGGUGAUCCGACUCUCCCUCUGCAAGUUUGCCCACGUUGUCCGCGAACAUCGGAAGGCCUGAUUCCAUUCCUGAACAAGUUCACGCGUUUGGAAGUCAGCACCGCCAUCACCAUGGCCAAGACGCAGGAUACUUCUGACAACCCAGAGGACGACGUCAUCGUGAAGCGCACCAAAGUCCUCAUCGAUCUGACCGCUUCUCGCGACGAUCUCGCACCUCACCCAGCAGACAUCAGUAACAUUCUCUCCAUCAUCAACAUCACCCUCUACGACACCACACACGCCAACGAUGCUGCAACCUUCCGCGAGGCGCAAGAGCACAUCGAGCAUGUCAUCCGCAAUCCCCUCCACAUCCACAAUCCCUACCAGUACCAGACGAAUAUCCGACUUCCUUUUCUCACCAACAUCUCUGGCGAAGGUCUCUACGAACUUGGACGCCUGGUUGCUGUGCAUGCAGAACAGGAGACCACGUUGCACCUUUCCCACAUCCACGAUAAGAACGAUCUGGUAAUCUGUACCCACGAGGACUCCAUGAGGUGGCUGCGUAUCAUCGCACGCUUCGACGACUUCUAG